This is a messenger RNA of Saprolegnia diclina VS20, 2555 nucleotides long. RefSeq lists its product as hypothetical. The coding region runs from base 33 to 2504 and encodes 823 amino acids. The record is from RefSeq and is a predicted model, not a curated record. Lineage: Eukaryota; Oomycota; Saprolegniomycetes; Saprolegniales; Saprolegniaceae. The transcript is spliced from 3 exons.
CUGGUUUUCUGACCACUGCCAGACGCGUUCCCAUGACGGCUUCCGCGACGUCGCCGGCGCACGGCGGCAGCGAGCGGGCCGAGACAGACUCGACUGCGUACACACAACUGCCCAGCACGACACAGCCAUCGCGGGCGCCCGAUCGCGCAACGACCAACGGCUGGACACCGAGCCAGAGCCUGUCCGCGGCCACGCCCGCCAUGCGACUGGCCAGCGAGCGCGAAAGCGCGACGACAACAACAACAACUGCCAAGUGGGACCCGCAAGACCUGUUUGCCAAAGACGAAGACUCUACGCCCACGCAAGCGACCAAGAACGGGGUUGUUGCAGUCGCCCAGGUGCAACUGCAAGGCGGGCUGCGGCGAGCGUCGUCGUUGUACGAGUCGUCUUCGGCAGAGCGUGGCGGAUGGCCCGUGCUCUCGUCAGCGACGCUCCACCGUCCGACAAACGAACGCCCGACCACCGACGGGCUUGAACUUGCACCGGGCGCGCCGCCGACCGCGUCGGACAAGGCAGCAACAAGCGCCGAAUCCUCAACUCUCGGCAGCGACACCGCGCUUGGCGCAACUCAGACAGCGAAUUCUUCCGUUGUCGGCGAAACGCCCUCGAUGGACGGUACCGCGACUUCAAACCGAGCGACGGACGCCGCGACGACGCCUGCGCCGUCAUCCGCUGCGUGGGGUGCGUCAUCGUCGGUGCCGAGCACCAAGUCAUCACAGAGCUACUCGCCCGUCACUACUCCCGGCGCCUGGGGCGCACCAGAAGUCACUCGCGGUCCGGCGACGGGCAACAGCGGCUGGGGUGGUUCGUCGACGAACGAGCUGAGAAAGGCGUCGGGCUGGAACACUCCCUCUGCAAGCAGCACGACAUCGUCGUCUGGCUCGACACAAGCUCACGCACCGACACGGACGCCGGCCGCCGCGACGGUAGCAUCGAGCGGUGGCUGGAAUGCGCCACCAUCCAGCACCACUGCCGCGUCCAGCUGGACGGCGCGGCCGAGUAGUGCACGUGACCCGACACCGGCACCAUCAACAACAACGGCCACCUCUGCAACGAAAACGUCGACGAGCGGGUGGGGCGCACCGACGUUGACGACCGACACGAACGCAACACUGGCGACCGGUGGUUGGGGCGCUACACCUCUCGCUUCCAGCGCGACCACGACACCUGCGGCAGUGGCUACCAGUUCGGCGUCGCGCUCAGGGUGGUCGCCGAGCCCGGUCAAAGACGCGACGAGCGGUGCGCCGCCAGCUUCGACGACUGACGUUGCUAGCACCAAGCCGACGCAAGCGUCCGGCUGGGAUCUGAGUCCGGACCGCCCGGUUGUAGCGCGAAGCGUGGGUGGCUGGGGCGCACCGAGUGCAGCGCCAAGCACACGCAACGUCGGUGGGUGGGGCGCCGACGUCAAGAAGGACGUGCCUAGUGACGCGGCUCGUGGCAGUGGGAACGGUCCGACGGCGCCGCGCUCGGACGCGACCGGUCGCCGUGACGACGGCGCGUCAACAUGGAACGUAUCGCGACGCUACGACGAUGGCCGCAAUGGUGGCCGUGGCGACGCAGGUCGCGGGCGCUACGGCAGCAGUCUGCCCAACGGUGGUCGUAGUCCGCCGCGCAACAACGACUACCGCAGCCACGACCGGCGUAGCCAGCCCCGCGACUCGCACAGCUCUGGACGGGGUGGCCGAGGUGGUCAUUAUGGCAGCCGCGGUAGCGACAACGGUCGUAGUCCUUCUCGCAAUAGUAGCCGCGACAACAGACGCAGUUCUUCUCGCCACGGUAGCCGCGACGGCGACAGCUAUGGCAACGCUGGUCGAGGCGGCGGUCGUGCACCGAGCUAUCCGCCCGAGCGUCGGGGUCGUAGCCGGUCCAAGAGCCGUCAUCGUGACGCGAGUGCGUUGGAUGCCAAGCGGUUCAAGCGGGAGUCGUCGUACCAGGCACCGCCGCUCCAUGACGACACGCCGUCGUUUGAAUUUGGCGGCGGCGAGUCGCCACGCCGCCCCGAGCCCCGGCUCGCCGAAAUCAACGGGCCGCCGUCGCCACCGUCGUCGUACCCGCGCACACCGAUCGUGGCCCGGCGUGCGUCGCCUGUCCCGAUCACGCCGGCGAGCGAGUGGUUUUUUGCCGUGACGUUGGGCAAGAAGAUGGUGCAGUGCCGAGCCAUGGCGACGGGGCUGCCCUUUACGCGCCAGCCGUUCCCGCAGGAAGUCAACGUGACACAGCUGCCCAAGCUCAAAGAAUUUGCUAAUUUCAUGCACUUGGACUCGAAGAUUGAGUGUCCGCACUGGAUCUACGAGAUGCUGCCGCUCUCGCCGACAGACGGCCUGCCGUACGAAGAGCUCAAGACGUACCUGCUGCAACGCCGCGCCGAGCCCGUCGCGGGGAUGUCGCUCGACAUUCCGCGCUACAAGGUCAUUUUGCUCCCACCGGGCGGCGAAGCCCGGCAACUCGGCUACAUUGGCCACAACAUGAUCGCUGUCAUCCGUCGAAACAAACACAAAAAAUAGUCGCGUACCCCUAAUCCUAUAUCCCGUCGAUGCGUUCAACCUAGACUGUCG